This is a messenger RNA of Blepharisma stoltei, 246 nucleotides long. The record is from the annotation of a GenBank genome assembly. NCBI's taxonomy places the organism in Eukaryota, Ciliophora, Heterotrichea, Heterotrichida, Blepharismidae.
AUGAACGCUCAAGAAUGAAUGAAAAAGAUUCAUAUAUCUGCUUCAAAUCUGUCAGCAUGAAUUCUGAUUGGAAGUAAAUGUGAUUUAGCGUUUAAAAGAGAAGUCUUGUUUACUGAAGGAGAAGCUUUAGCUCGUAUGAUAGGAAUUCCAUUUAUUGAAAUUUCUUCACUUGAAAAUAAAAAUAUUGAUGUUGCUAUUUCUGCUAUUAUUUCGAGUAUAAUAACUAAAAUUAAUAUGUAUUAUUAA